AUGGCGAUCAAGAGGACCAAGGCCGAGAAGAAGAUCGCGUACGACCAGAAGCUCUGCCAGCUGCUCGAGGAGUACACCAAGGUGCUCAUCGCCGUCGCCGACAAUGUCGGCUCCAAGCAGCUCCAGGAGAUCCGCAAGGGUCUCCGCGGUGACUCCAUCGUGCUCAUGGGCAAGAACACCCUCAUCCGCCGCUGCAUCAAGGUGCACUCGGAGAAGACCGGCAACAAGGACUUCCUUGAGCUCAGCAACCUCCUCGUCGGUAACGUUGGCCUCAUCUUCACCAAGGGUGACCUCAAGGAGGUUCGCGAGGAGGUCGCCAAGUACAAGGUUGGUGCUCCUGCUCGUGUUGGGCUAGUUGCACCUGUUGAUGUGGUGGUUCCCCCUGGCAACACUGGUCUGGAUCCCUCCCAGACGUCCUUCUUCCAGGUGCUUAACAUUCCCACCAAGAUUAACAAGGGUACUGUGGAAAUUACUAUCCCAGUGGAGCUAAUCAAGAAAGGUGACAAGGUGGGCUCCUCUGAGUCUGCCCUGCUUGCCAAGCUUGGUAUCCGCCCCUUCUCAUAUGGACUGGUCAUCUGCAAUGUCUAUGACAGUGGGUCAGUCUUCAGCCCUGAGGUUCUUGACCUCACCGAGGAAGACCUGAUGGACAAGUUUGCAUCUGGUGUUUCCAUGGUUGCCUCACUGUCCCUGGCGAUCUCAUACCCCACCAUGGCUGCUGCGCCUCACAUGUUCCUCAACGCAUACAAGAAUGUUCUUGCGGUUGCUUUGGAGACAGACUACUCAUAUGACCAUGCUGAUAAGAUCAAGGAGUACCUCAAGGACCCCAGCAAGUUUGCCGUUGCUGCCCCUGCUGCUGCUGCCUCUGGUGGUGCUGCCGCCUCUGCCCCCAAGGAGGAGGAGAAGAAGGAUGAGCCCGAGGAGGAAUCAGAUGGCGAGAUGGGAUUCAGCCUGUUCGACGACUAA
Messenger RNA from Triticum turgidum subsp. durum (durum wheat), 963 nucleotides. The record is from the annotation of a GenBank genome assembly. Lineage: Eukaryota; Viridiplantae; Streptophyta; Magnoliopsida; Poales; Poaceae.